GUGAAUGACGACACAAAAAGGAGAGUUGGUUCUAUCAGUAGUUUAUAGUUAGAAAGUGAAAGCGAGGUAAAUAUGGAUAUUUCAUGUAGUUUUCAAAUCCGUGGCAGUGAAGGUACUAGUUAUAGAGCAUUAAAGCAGCUAACUGUGCGCUCAAGGUAUGAUUACAAAUUGUUUGGCAACACAAGGCUCGUGUUUGUUGGGCCUAGAAAGAAGUUAAAGAAAUUGAUUUUGUCUAGUCAUAGUGGAGGUGAGUUGAAAAGUUGUUUGUGGAGUUAUAGUAAACCGAAAUCCACUCUCUGUAUACUUAAGACAUCAAGAGGAGUUAAAGUAGCAUGUCAAGGAAAUGAUUCAAUUGCAUAUAUAGAUGGGACGGAGAGGGAUGUUGAUUUUAUUGAGAGUAGUAGUGAAGAGAACCCAACAGGGGACACUAAUUUUGGUCCAGAAAAGUUAAAUGACGAGGGGGAAGAUGAGGAAACAGAGAACCCAAGUGUAGAUGAAUUAAAGAAAGUGUUGCAGAAGGCACUUAAGGAAUUGGAGAUUGCUCAACUUAACAGUACCAUGUUUGAAGAAAAGGCUCAAAGGGUAUCAGAAGCAGCAAUAGCACUAAAAGAUGAAGCUUCAAGUGUUCAAGAUAGUGUCAAUUCAACUUUGCUUUUGAUUGAAGAGAUUACAAAUGAAGAGGUUGCUGCUAAUGAAGCUGUUCAGAGAGCUGCAAUGGCACUAUCAUUAUCUGAGGCUAGGCUUACAUUGGCUCUUGAUUCGCUAGAAGUUGCUAAAGAAAGAACAAGUAUGGAAAAUGAAAGUGAAGAAAAAAAUUUAAAUCCAUUGAGAGAAGAAGAGGAAGCUGUCUUUAUCGCUCAGGAAGAUAUAAGAGAGUGUCUUUUGACUUUGGCUAAUUGUCAAGGAACAUUGACUCAGUUGCAGAAUAGGAAAGAUGGGUUGGAAAGAGAAGUGGAAACGCUUAAAGAUCUUGCAAAGAAAGCAGAGAUGGAAGCUUUGAGAGCUGAAGAGGAUGUGGCAAAUAUAAUGCUUUUAGCCGAGGAAGCUGUUGCUUUUGAACUGGAGGCUACGAAACGUGUUAAUGAUGCUGAAAUUGCAUUGCAGAAAGCUGAGAAAUUGCUUCCCAUCUCCCCUGUGGAUACCUCUGAAAGUUUAAAUGAGGAUUCAAUGGGUGAGGAUGAUAAGGGCAUUCAAGGAAAUUCUGUGGAGAUAAUUGUUGAUGGAUCUAUUGAGGGUUCUUCCACCACUGAAGAUGUAAUAGAUAGCCAAAUGUUUGAAGAGUCGAGAUUUUCUGAUGACAGUGAACAAGAGAAUGGGAAACCAAGUUUACCAUCUAAAGAGGUGGAAUAUGAUGCAGAAAAGACGAAAAGUCAAACAAAAAAGCCAGAAACGCAGAAGGAUUUGACCAAAGACACUUCACCAUUAAAUUCUUCUAAAACAUUGUUGAAGAAGUCCUCCCGUUUCUUUUCAGCAUCGUUUUUCUCUUCUGCAGAGGAUGAUACCGAGUUUACUCCUACUUCAUUUUUUCAAUGGCUAAUCGAUUCCACAAGAUCACAAAUACCUAAACUUGUGCUUGGCUCUAUGCUUCUUGCGGCAGGUUUUGCUUUUUAUGCUAAACGGGAAGAAAGGAUCCAUCAACUAUUUCAACAACCUGACAUUAUCACCACAAGUAUUGAUGAAGUUUCAUCAAAUGCUAAGCCAUUGGUCAAACAAAUAAGGAAAUUACCAAUGAGAGUCAAAAAGCUUAUUGCAAUGCUUCCUCAUCAAGAGAUGAAUGAAGAAGAAGCUUCCCUGUUGGACAUUCUAUGGUUAUUACUUGCCAGUGUUAUCUUUGUUCCUAUAUUCCAGAAACUUCCUGGAGGCAGUCCUGUUCUUGGGUAUCUGACUGCUGGCAUCUUGAUUGGACCAUAUGGUCUUUCAAUUAUACGCAAUGUACAUGCUACAAAAGCAAUAGCUGAAUUUGGAGUUGUUUUCUUGCUUUUCAAUAUUGGCCUCGAGCUUUCUGUUGAAAGGCUGAGUUCCAUGAAGAAAUAUGUUUUUGGAUUAGGUUCUGCUCAGGUCUUGGCGACAGCUGUUGUUGUUGGAAUGGUUGCCCAUUUUGUUUGUGGACAGCUAGGGCCUGCUGCAAUUGUCAUUGGUAAUGGCCUGGCACUAUCUUCCACUGCUGUUGUCCUCCAGGUAUUGCAGGAACGAGGUGAGAGCACAUCACGUCAUGGACGAGCUACAUUCUCUGUUUUACUUUUUCAGGACUUGGCUGUUGUUGUUUUGCUGAUUCUCAUACCUCUUAUUUCACCAAAUUCAUCAAAAGGAGGGAUUGGCUUCCAAGCAAUUGCUGAAGCUCUUGGAUUGGCUGCUGUGAAGGCACUUGUUGCUAUUAGCGCCAUUAUUGCUGGAGGACGCUUGUUACUUCGGCCAAUUUACAAGCAAAUUGCCGAGAUGCAGAAUGCAGAAAUAUUCUCUGCAAAUACUCUCCUGGUUAUCCUGGGAACUAGUCUCCUUACUGCGAGGGCUGGGCUUUCCAUGGCACUAGGAGCAUUUUUGGCUGGUUUGCUACUUGCAGAAACUGAAUUCUCUUUGCAAGUUGAAUCAGAUAUUGCUCCAUAUCGUGGCCUUCUAUUAGGCCUCUUCUUCAUGACGGUUGGAAUGUCAAUUGAUCCAAAACUUCUAGUUUCAAACUUUCCUGUUAUUAUGGGGACUUUAGGGCUUCUGCUUGUUGGGAAGACCAUACUUGUGGCUGUAGUUGGUAGGCUUUUUGGUGUCUCAUUGAUAUCUGCAAUCAGAGUUGGUCUUCUACUUGCACCUGGUGGAGAAUUUGCAUUUGUGGCCUUUGGUGAAGCUGUCAAUCAGGGUAUAAUGACUUCUCAGCUGUCUUCUUUGCUAUUUCUUGUGGUGGGGAUUUCAAUGGCUAUCACACCAUGGUUAGCUGCUGGAGGGCAGUUAAUAGCAUCUCGCUUCGAACAGCAAGAUGUUCGUAGUCUAUUACCUGUAGAAAGUGAGACGGAUGAUUUGCAGGAUCAUAUCAUUAUAUGUGGUUUUGGACGUGUAGGCCAGAUCAUUGCCCAGCUGCUUUCUGAAAGACUUAUUCCAUUUGUUGCUCUUGACGUGAGGAGUGAUCGAGUAGCAGUGGGACGCGCACUUGACCUUCCUGUAUACUUUGGUGAUGCUGGUAGUCGAGAGGUUCUUCAUAAAAUUGGGGCAGAAAGGGCCUGUGCUGCAGCAAUAACUUUGGAUACACCUGGUGCAAAUUAUAGAACUGUUUGGGCUCUCAGCAAAUACUUCCCCAAUGUGAAGACUUUUGUACGUGCUCAUGAUGUUGAUCAUGGACUCAAUUUGGAGAAAGCUGGAGCAACAGCGGUUGUGCCAGAGACUUUAGAGCCAAGUUUACAGCUAGCAGCUGCUGUUCUUGCACAAGCUAAAUUACCAAUGUCCGAAAUAGCUGCCACAAUCAAUGAGUUUAGAACACGUCACCUCUCAGAACUAACCGAGCUAUGUGAAACUAGUGGAAACUCUCUUGGAUACGGGUUUUCUCGUGUUGUUAUAAAACCUAAAUCCCAAACUUCAGAUUUUAUCGAUGAUAGCCAAGUCAAUGAAGGAACACUCGCAGCAUAAAUAAAGAAAAGAAAAAAAAAACUGAAAUUUCUAGAUGUUUAUAGUAAAUUUCGCCCCUUAAAUACAAACUGUACAGGUAAAGAUUUUCUAUUCUCACCAUCUACCCAUAUUUUUAGGGUUAUUUUGGACUGUGACUUGAUUUUGUGGGGGCCAAACUUGAUAAUAGUUGAAUGACGAAAUUUUGGAUUUGCUGAUAUGUUUUAAUUUGUUGAAGACUUUUGAAUUUGGUAAUAUUCAAAAUACGUGGUCAAUGGUUUAUAAUGUGAUAUUAUGAUCAAACACUUGGAUAACUGAUGUAAUUUUAUGAGAUAUAGAUUAUAAAAACAAUGGC
Molecule: messenger RNA, 3940 nt
Organism: Lactuca saligna
Lineage: Eukaryota; Viridiplantae; Streptophyta; Magnoliopsida; Asterales; Asteraceae
Source: the annotation of a GenBank genome assembly